UUAUUGCUCGAUCAGUAGUGCAAAAAUUAACACGGUAGGAGAUAGAAAUGCUGCGAAACGGUAUGAGAUUUGUUGCUACUGGUGUUAACCGGCUGCACGCAGGAGUGCUAGUUACCAGAACGAAAGUUCCUUGGCAAAUCGCCUCCGGCACCAUUAGUUACCAGAGAAAAUGCAGGGACUAUUCGUCCAGCAGCGAUUCCAACCCGCAUAAGUUUGAUAAGACCGUAAUUGAUCGUACACGUCUAGCUUCCUAUGAAGAGAUCGUCGAUAUUGCGAACCACCCUGAAGUGCUGCUGGUAGACGUACGGGAACCAUCGGAAUUAUCCGCCACUGGUCAGAUCCCUACCAGCAUCAAUAUUCCUUUGAAGCAAGUUUCCACCGAACUCCAGUUGUCCCAGGCAGCCUUCGAAUCGAAGUAUGGUCGCAAAAAGCCUGCCGCGGAUGAUCCCAUAAUAUUUUACUGCCGCAUUGGUGUGCGAUCGGGGAAUGGCGCUCACGAAGCUGAUAAAUUGGGAUUCAAACGAGUGAAGAACUACGUCGGAUCUUGGUUGGAAUAUGCUGAAAAACAAGGUUUACCUAGUUAAAUAUUGUGAAGAAAUAUAGGAACUUUGAAAUAUCCACUAAGAAAUUGUUAGCCUACUAACUAGAAAAAUAAACUGAUUGAUUUGUAUCCAAGCAACGUUUUAAAUUUCAAAAGAUAAAUCUUUUCCGGAAAUCACUCAAGCCGGUAAAUAGAAGGCGCUCCGAGAACUCAUUUCUUGUUUUGUUUACAACGGUGUGCAAGUUUGACAAAAAAUAAACACAAACUUACAGGUGGCG
Anopheles coustani is the source of this 819-nucleotide messenger RNA. Its product is annotated as rhodanese domain-containing protein CG4456-like. Bases 48 to 584 code for a protein of 178 amino acids. Lineage: Eukaryota; Metazoa; Arthropoda; Insecta; Diptera; Culicidae. Gene Ontology annotation, molecular function: thiosulfate-cyanide sulfurtransferase activity. Gene Ontology annotation, cellular component: mitochondrion. The record is from RefSeq and is a predicted model, not a curated record. The transcript has 3 exons.